Molecule: messenger RNA, 2259 nt
Organism: Adineta ricciae
Lineage: Eukaryota; Metazoa; Rotifera; Eurotatoria; Adinetida; Adinetidae
Source: the annotation of a GenBank genome assembly
AUGCGUUCAAGAUUAGAAAUCCUUCCUGAUGAAAUGUUAUUAGAAAUCUGUCGUUAUCUACACAGUGGUGAUGUUCUUUAUUCUUUUUUUGGCUUAAAUUCUCGUUUUAAUCAAAUGACAACAUUCUAUUGGCAACAUGUUUCACUUCAUCGAACGUGUUACUUAAAAUUUCUUCAUAUUUUCACGAAAAUUCUUCCUCAAAUUAGUUCAUCCAUCCGUUCGUUAGUUAUCUUUGAAAUCGAAUCUCCAUUAUAUUUUCAAUCCUUUUCCAAAAUUCACUCCUAUGAAAAUCUAGAAAAGUUAACUUUAGUCAAUUGGACCGAUGAAAAAUUAUUUUUAUUUCUUGAAACAUUACAUAACAUGAGAAAUUUCCAUCGAAUAAUCAUUCAAGCAUUGGAUUUGACCGAAUCGAUGAAAAACGGAUGUUUUCUCGAGAAAGUCCUUAGUGCAAAUGAAAAUCGCUUGACUCAUGUAAUGUUCGAUCAUGAAUCUGACGCAUUUUGUUUGACCGAUAAUGACAAAUGUAAUACAAACGUUUAUCGCAACAUUCUUCAAUUAGAUAUUGAAUUACAAACAACCAAAGAUCUUUUUCGACUCUAUCGAAUGAUUCCUAAUGUUGAAAAACUUCAUAUAACGUUCAAACGACCAUGGACGAAAGUCAUCUGUAAUCAACAACAAUUCUUUUAUUUGAAAGAAUUAUCAGUUUAUGCAAUGAGUUGGUUUUCAACUGUCGAAGAUUUGAAAACUUUGUUAAGAAUUUCUCCAGUUUUAGAAAAUCUUUCUUUCGUUCUUGUUAGUCACGAUUAUUCACUUAUUGAUGGUCAAUGUGUUUCAGCACUUCUCCCGUUGACAACUAAGACAUUUCAUUAUAGUAUUUGUUAUCAACCAUCGGAUUUAAAUGCAGAUUUGAAUUGUGAAACAAUACUCCAAACAUGGAAAUCAAUUCCAAUUGCGUAUUCAAUUUGCGAAAAUGACAAACGAAUAUUUUUACAUACGACCAAUUAUCAAUGUAAUCGAUUAUCCUUACGUUCACUUUUUCAUAAAAAUAUGUCCGUACAAAAAGACAGUCAUGUCUACAAUAAAGUUCGUCAUAUACAUAUUUAUGAUACAAUUGCUCUAGCGGAAGUUUUUGGCAUUGUCCAACAGUGUAAAUUCGUUCUAGAUUUGAUUAUAUCUAUGCGAACAUUACCACCAAGAAAUCAAGUUCCAGUCAAAACUCCGAAAGUUUUGCCGUAUUUGGAUCGACUGGAUUUUUUAUCGAUCCAAGAUCAUAACAUGUCAGAUUCAAAAUCUGAAGCAAAUCCGACACCUUCGCAAAAACCAAUACCUAAAAUCAAAGAUAUUUCAUUAAUGAAAGCUUGGAAAGAGUCAAAGGCUUAUCGAGAAUAUACAUUAUUUGUUCAAUCAUUGAAUCGUUCAGUUCAUGGUCGAAAAAAUUCGGAUUCCGUACCAAUUUCAUCUACUCUUGACAAAUUGAUUAAUUUACUCAAUCAACUUGAUUCGUUUAUUGAUCAAUGUCCACCGAAAGGUCGAUCACGUUUUGGUGAUGCGGCUUAUCGUGAUUGGCAUGCGAAACUUGAACAGGAAAGUGAACGAUUGUUAAAAGAAGCACUGCUUGAACAAUAUCAUCAGUAUAUAGAAGAAUUAAAUGGAUAUUUGUGUGAUUCAUUUGGAAAUAGUACUCGAUUAGAUUAUGGAACAGGUCAUGAAUUAGCUUUUGCAUUAUUUAUUCUAUGUUUAUGUAAAAUUGAAGCACUUACAGAACAAGAUAGUCAAGCUAUUGUAUUGAAAUUAUUUGCACGUUAUUUGGAUCUAUGUCGACGAUUACAACGAACAUAUUAUCUCGAACCAGCUGGAUCAAAAGGUCAAUGGUGUUUAGAUGAUUAUCAAUUUUUACCAUUUCUUUGGGGUUCAUCACAAUUAACAGAUGAUGGUCCAAUUGAACCAAAACAAGCAAUUGAUGAACGAUUCUAUCGUGAUUUAUCCAAUGAUUAUUUAUAUUUAGGCGCAAUUAAAUAUAUCAAUGAAGUUAAAACCGGUCCUUUUUUCGAACAUUCAAGUACACUCUAUGAUAUAUCGAAUGUUGCACAUUGGUCGAAAGUCAAUCAAGGAAUGCUGAAAAUGUAUUAUGGAGAAGUUUUAGAUAAAUUUCCAAUUGCUCAACAUAUUCUUUUCGGAAAUUUAAUCUCAUUUGAUCCAGUACCGAAAUCAUCUGGAGAAGGUCUGUUUAAAAAACCAGCACCUGUUGUUAGUCAAUAA